Molecule: messenger RNA, 2140 nt
Organism: Megalobrama amblycephala (Wuchang bream)
Lineage: Eukaryota; Metazoa; Chordata; Actinopteri; Cypriniformes; Xenocyprididae
Exons: 5
Coding region: 143-2071 (642 amino acids)
Source: RefSeq, a predicted model, not a curated record
CGCUCACAGUACACAGCUUGAUGUCGCAAAGGCUUUCAGUUUUAAGAAAAGAUCUCGCGAAAGAAAAGAUUUGUUACGCUCUCUUAAGAAGAGGGGAAACUUUAACCAUAAUGCCACUGUGGCAAGCAGUGGUGUUGGAGAAAUGGUUGCUUGUCGAAGACCCACUAGAGUCAGACAAUCUAAUGACUUCAGUCACUGCAAGUUUUGUCAAGGACUCUAUGCAAGAGAUAGUCUAUGGAGACAUGUCAGAAACUGCCCUCAGAAGUCUGUUGAGGUGGAGUCUAGAGUUGGGCAAAAACGGAUCCACAUUGACCUACCAAAAGCUGAGACAGUUCAUGAUGCUGUUUGGAAGAUUGCUUGUGAAAUGAACCAGGAUGACAUUUCUUUAGUUGUAAGGAGUGAAAGAGACAUCCUUAGUCUUGGCGAGUCAAUGUACAAUGGCAGGAAACCAAAUGAUAAAAGAAAUGAUUACAUACGUCAAAAAAUGAGAGAGAUGGCUAGACUCUUGAUAACUGCAAGAGCUACAACACCUUUGAAGAGCACUGAAGACCUUGUUAUGCCCAGUAAUUUCCCCCACGUGAUACAAGCAGUGAGAUCUGUUGCUGGUUAUGACUUGGAUAGCAACUCAUAUAAAACCCCAUCAUUGGCUUUAAAAUUGGGUCACAGUUUGGCUAAGGUUGCAGGCAUUGUACAAUGCAAUGCUAUCAUUGCAAAUCGCAAUGCCGUCGCAGAGUCUGCCAAGCAAUUCUCCACUCUGUAUGAGAAAAGAUGGGCGGAAUCCAUUUCAAGUGCUGCACUGGGUACACUUCAUCAAGCCAAAUGGAAUAAACCACAUGUUUUGCCCUUUACACAGGAUGUGUCCCUGCUGCACAAGUUUCUUGCUACUGAGCGUGCUAAGUGCAUGAAGGACCUUGAGGAAGAACCUAACAUCAAAAGCUUUGGGAAUCUUGCACAAGUGACUUUGACGCAGGUGGUACUAUUUAACAGAAGGCGGCAAGGGGAAGUUUCAAAAAUGGAACUCCAAGCUUUCACAUCCAGAAAUCGUACAGAGUUGAAUCCUGACAUUAUGAUGGGCCUUACUGAGUUUGAGAGGAAGGUUGCAAAGUACUUUGACAGAGUUGAGAUUCGAGGUAAAAGGUCACGAAUGGUGCCCGUGCUUCUCACACCUGACAUGAUCACUGCAAUGGAUCUCCUCAUUAAAAACAGGAAUGAGUGUCAAGUCCACACAGAGAAUGUGUACUUGUUUGCACGCCCAUGUGUGCUUUCCCAUUACAGAGGCUCUGACUGCUUCCGCAAGUAUUCAACACGAUGUGGUGCAAAAAACCCAGAGUCACUCACCUCAACGAGAUUGAGGAAACAAGUUGCCACUUUGUCAACAGUACUAAACUUAAAAGAAAAUGAAAUGGAUCAACUUGCUACCUUUCUAGGACAUGAUAUAAGGGUCCACAGGGAAUUCUAUCGGCUUCCAGAGAGUACCAUGCAGCUUGCAAAAGUUAGCAAACUGUUGAUAGCAAUGGAAAAAGGAAGACUGUCUGACCUGCAAGGGAAAGGGCUGGAUGACAUUGAGAUUAAUCCUGAAGAUGAAGUCGGCACGAGUGAUGAUGAUUCCAGUGAAGAAACCAUUGCUGACCUACAUCAACAUGAAGGCUCAAGAACUGAGACUUCUGGGGAUCGGACACUUCUGAGGCACUCGCACACUUCAACCUCCCUGGAUCAUUCGGGGGGCACUUCUGCCUCAACCGUCUUGGACAACGUAAAUGUCAGCAACACUCAACCAAGACAUGAUUCCCAGCAGAACACAGCACUUCAAUUGGUUACAUCCCAAACUUCUUCAAAGUGCUCCACUGCAAAGCAAGCUGGGAAGGUGAGGAGCAAGUGGACAGGUAAUGAAGUGAAGGCUGUGGAGCAGCACAUGAUUCAUUUCAUAACCAGCUGCAAGGUGCCAGGUAAAAAGGACUGUGACUCCUGCCUCCAGGCAGAACCAGUGGCUCUGAAAGACAGAGACUGGGUUGCAAUCAAAUACUACAUUCACAACAGAAUCAUAUCAAUGAAAAGGAAGAUGAAUAGAUAGAACUAGAGUGUAUAAAUACUAGGGCUGACCGAUAUAUCGCAUGGGAUUGUCACGCGCAUUCCGUCAGUA